GCCGUUAUAGGAGUAGGAUUAGUGCGCGCCACGGCUCAGACGCAGCGCAGACCGGUUCCAGUGUGGGAAAAAAAGAGAGACGUCCAAAUCCGAACGGUUCAUUUGCGUACAUGUAACGCCAACUCGUCUCUUCUUGGUGUUCAUCAGGGUGGACGAGUGUCGCCGAGGAUUCUCUUUAUUUUUCAAGCCAGCCAAGGAUUGUAUUUAUCUAAGCGCCGAAUGGACUUUUUCGACCGCUUUUUCUCGGAGCCGCAGCGCUGCAUCGGGAUCUAACGGACCUGUGUGUCGGUUCACCUUCGCCUCAUCUCUGUGUGCGCGCGCCCGCGCGUGUGCCUUGGGUUAGCAUCGCAGCUCGGAGAGCAUUUUCUCCACCCAAAUUGGACGGGAAAAAAAUCGAAUAAUAGAGGAUUCCUUUAUUUUACAACUAUAACCUCAUGCGCUGAAAAUAUGCUGCUGUCAAAGUUUGGCUCGUUUUCGCACAUCUGCAGCCCAAACAGCGUGGACCAUUUACCGGUGAAAAUUCAGCUUCAGCCAGUAAAAGUGGAGCCUGAGCCUUUUGAGAAGGUCUAUCAGGUGGGUUCCGUGUUGGGAAGCGGGGGAUUCGGGACGGUUUACGCCGCAAGCCGGAUUUCUGACGGUUUACCGGUCGCAGUCAAACACAUCGCGAAGGAGCGUGUGACCGAAUGGGGGACCAUUAAUGGUGUGAUGGUGCCUCUGGAGAUCGUGCUGCUGAAAAAAGUAGGUUCCAACUUUCGUGGAGUCAUAAAGCUGAUGGACUGGUACGAGAGGCCAGACGGCUGGCUGAUCGUUAUGGAGAGACCGGAGAUGGUCAAAGACUUGUUUGACUUCAUCACGGAGAAGGGCGCCCUGGACGAGGGCACAGCACGAGGCUUUUUUCGUCAAGUACUGGAGGCAGUUCGGCACUGCUACAGCUGCUGCGUGGUGCACAGAGACAUCAAAGACGAGAACCUGCUGGUGGACCUGCGCACUGGAGAACUCAAGCUGAUCGACUUUGGCUCGGGGGCGAUUCUCAAGGACACGGUGUACACCGAUUUUGACGGUACAAGAGUGUACAGUCCCCCAGAAUGGAUACGUUUCCAUAGAUACCAUGGCCGCUCAGCCACUGUCUGGUCACUAGGGGUGCUGUUGUAUGACAUGGUGUGUGGAGACAUUCCCUUUGAACAGGACGAGGAGAUCCUCAGAGGAAAACUCUAUUUCAGACGGAGAAUCUCUGCAGAGUGCCAGCAGUUGAUUAAGUGGUGUUUGUCCCUGAGGCCAUCAGACAGGCCAACUCUGGAGCAGAUCUUUGAGCAUCCAUGGAUGCGUCAUGCUGAAGCAUCCAAGACGGAGGAGGGUGACAUCCGGCUACGUACCAUCAGUACAGACACUUCCAGCAUGAGCUCCAGCAAGGAGAGCCUCUAAAAGAAAUAACAUUUUGCUCCAAGCGAGAGCACGAACUCUACUGACUCUUAAUCUCUAUCCCUGCCUUCAUCAGGCUUGAAGAUUCUUUUUUUUUUUUUUUUUUUUUUUUUUUUUAGGAAUCAUAAUUUAUUACAGUUUGCUCUUCCUUUCAAUCUUUUUAUUUUAUUAUUAUUAUUAUUUUUAUUUUUUUUACAAUUCAUAAAAUGUGUUUCCUAAUGGGGAACAUUAGCUGUUUGGGUGGACUUACCAGCACUAAUUAUUAUUAUUAUUAUUUUAUUGUUACAAGGCUGGUUUAUGCAUCUGGCAAGCCUCCUACACAGAUGUGGCUGCUCUCAUAGAGCUUGGACAACUUUUUAUUUAAAUGUUUUAAUUUUUGAUUUGGAGUGCCUUUUUGAAAGCUGCUGUUUUGGGGCUUUCAUUGUUGCUUUUGUUGUUUUGUUUGAAAGUUUCCCUUGAGCUGGUUUGGAGGUAUCAUAGAGUUUGGUGAUGAUCUAUUCCACAUAAACCUCAAUCCAGUUCAACGGUCUCACAGUGGGGAGGGGUCGACCGAUAAAAUACUUGAAACGCACACACUCACUGCGUCUCUUUCUAACGCUGCUCAGUCACAUUUUAGCCUAUAUAGGUUGUCUAGAAAAAAAACUUCUUUUUUUCCUUACUCUGAAUGUGUAUAGAGAUUUGGUAUAACCGCUGUACCUUCUGAGGGUCUGAACUGGUCCUCUUCUCAGCUUACUCUUCUGCUCUUCAUCCCACUGCUGAAACUACAUUUGUCUGUCUCCUGGGUUUUGGGGGGCCUUGGUGUGAAAAUGCACAAUCAAUGCAAUAUUCAUAAAUCUUUUUUUUUCCUUUUUUUUUAUAAAUUUUAAUUAAAGAUUAACUUGUACAGUUUUUUUUUUGUACAGUUUUCUUUUUUGCAUUUAAUUUAUUUGUAACAUUUAGACAUUCCACACUCUGUGGCUAUUUAUUUUUUUAUUUAUUGUCAUGCUUAAAUCCCAAAUUUUGCAUAUCUUUAUAUGGCCUUUUGUUUGCAUUCCUGUUGUCUUUUUUUACAUUUGGACAAGAGAUGGUGGAUGCACUGAAAGUGUUGUCAAUGUAAAAAGGAAUAAAAACAAGGUUUACUUCAA
This is a messenger RNA of Silurus meridionalis, 2543 nucleotides long. RefSeq names its product serine/threonine-protein kinase pim-3. Gene Ontology annotation, cellular component: cytoplasm. Gene Ontology annotation, biological process: negative regulation of apoptotic process; protein autophosphorylation; regulation of mitotic cell cycle. The record is from RefSeq and is a predicted model, not a curated record. Gene Ontology annotation, molecular function: protein serine/threonine kinase activity; ATP binding. Lineage: Eukaryota; Metazoa; Chordata; Actinopteri; Siluriformes; Siluridae. Bases 448 to 1422 code for a protein of 324 amino acids. The transcript is spliced from 6 exons.